Messenger RNA from Actinia tenebrosa (Australian red waratah sea anemone), 3526 nucleotides. Its product is annotated as polypeptide N-acetylgalactosaminyltransferase 6. Gene Ontology annotation, biological process: protein O-linked glycosylation. The record is from RefSeq and is a predicted model, not a curated record. Gene Ontology annotation, cellular component: Golgi apparatus. Gene Ontology annotation, molecular function: polypeptide N-acetylgalactosaminyltransferase activity. Lineage: Eukaryota; Metazoa; Cnidaria; Anthozoa; Actiniaria; Actiniidae.
UUGGGGAACGGCAAAACUUGUCUGGAGUACGGUGUAUAUCUUGCGGGGUAUUUUCUGUUCAUUUCAAGUCUGAUAAAAAAAACUUUUAUGAUUGCAAACCAAGGGGAUUCCCAUUUUGUGGCGUUUUUCGUGUGGAAAGGAAAGAACUGAAAUCGAGGCAUGGCGGAAAUACGAAGAUCGUCACGUCAGUAAAGUGACGACGCGUGGCCGGUCAAUCUUUAACUACAUUGCUCGGCUCACGCGCCACAAGCUGAACACAGACUAAACCAAACCAGUCGGAGUGACUGGUAGUCAAAUCAUUUUUACUGGGACUACCAGCAGCUAUAAAGAACUUUGCAAGUAUUUUCCUCUAGCCUAGAUGGGGAAGUAUUUUAGACCAUUUUAUUCAAACGAUUACGACGGAAUAAUGAAUUUGCGCCGUGGAAAUUAAGGGCUCUACGACAACGAUAGAAUGAUGUUCCGCUCGCCUAAAAAACGCUACAUUGUAACUACGAUAUUUCUUACGUCUUCGUUCUGGUUAGCUAUAGAACUUGUGCUUUUAAACUAUACCAAUCGGCUUAAUGUUGAAUAUUCAUCGAGUGUACAAAUCAUCCAAGGGAAAUCGAAAGUCAACGCGGAUGUUAGCUCAGACCAACUUCAGCCCAGCUCAGAUGAAAUAGGAAUCAAUGAAUUCAAAGGAUUGUAUAAAACACCUAUACCACAUAUUUUAAAACAGGGUGAAAAUGGAGAAAAGGUAUACAAUAGUCCGGGUGAAAAAGAAAUCGAGCAAGGACGCUUUCAACUCUUCCAGUUUAACGAGUUAGCGAGUUCGAAAAUCUCCCUUUUGAGGACGAUACCGGACAACCGUCCCGAAACAUGUUUCAACCUCAAAUACUCCCAAACAAAGCUGCCCACUGCAAGUGUGAUAAUCAUUUUCCACAAUGAAGCGUGGACAACACUCCUGAGGACCGUUCACACCGUGCUAGCUAGGUCCCCACCACAGUUUUUAUUGGAAAUUAUUCUAGUUGACGACCACAGUGACACUGAGAAAUACGACCAUCUUGGAAGUAAAUUAGAAAAUUACAUCAAAGACUUUGUUAAAGUUCAUCUAAUUCGGGCCCCAAAACGCGAGGGUCUAAUACGAGCUCGUCUCAUUGGCGCCAAAGCAGCACGUGGUCAAGUGUUAGUCUUUCUUGAUUCCCAUUGCGAGACUAAUAAUGGUUGGUUGGAACCGCUGCUCGCGAGGAUCGCCGUCAACAGAACUAUCGUUGUUACCCCGGAUAUCGAAGUUAUCGAUUUAAGAACAUUUGGGUAUGCGAAAGACCAAGGGGGUAAUAAUCGAGGUGUAUUCAACUGGGAGUUAACUUUUAAAUGGAGAACUAUACCUGAUUAUGAGAAGGAAAGACGAAAAUCAAAUGCUGACCCUAUCAGAUCCCCUACGAUGGCUGGAGGUCUCUUUGCCAUCGACAAGUCCUAUUUCUACGAAAUCGGCUCAUACGACACGGCUAUGUCCUACUGGGGAGGAGAAAACGUAGAAAUCUCAUUUAGGAUCUGGAUGUGUGGAGGUACGCUGGAGAUAAUUCCAUGUUCGAAAGUUGGUCACGUGUUCCGUGAGAGUCAACCUUACAAGAUAGGAGAUGGCGCCAUUGAUAUGAACAACAUGAGGCUAGCCGAGGUCUGGAUGGACGACUAUAAAAAGGUUUUCUACGCUAUGAAACCCCAACUACAAGGAAAAGACUUCGGUGACAUAUCAGAAAGACUUGAACUAAGAAAAAGGCUCCAGUGUAAAAGCUUUUCGUGGUAUCUAAAGAAUGUGAUCCCAGAGUUAGUCGUACCAGACCUGUACCCUCUAGGGAGGGGAGAGGUUCGCAAUCUUGGAACAAAUCAGUGUUUAGAUACGCUAGGGAAAAACGACCCUGGUGGUGAGCCGGGCAUGUACAUGUGUCAUGGUAUGGGAAAUAAUCAGUUCUUCAUGUUCACGAAACAGCAAGAGUUUUGGCACGAUGAUGUAUGUCUGGAUCUCGUGAGCGGUGAACCCGAUACUAAAGUAAAGAUAUAUACUUGUCACGGUAUGGGAGGAAAUCAGAAAUGGAGUCACGUUAAGGAUGGUCCUAUUAAACACUCUUUAUACGAUGUUUGCCUUGAAGCACAAGGAGACAAAAUAUUGGUUAGGAAGUGUAACGAUGCCAAGACACAAAAAUGGCGAAUUAGUUCCUACCCAGACGAAGAAAGGAAAAAAGAACAUAUAUUAUGACCAUAAAGUCUAGUUUUAGGAAACAUGUUUAAAUUUAAGUGUUUGUAUUUCUAAAUUGAAUGUCUAAAUUCUAUAAAACGGAAUCCUUAAGGGACAGUGGAACUUUGUGCAGGAUACAAUGACGUGGAAAAAAACUAGUCAAUGAUUUUGUGAAAUUUUUGUUAGGUAGCUAUAAACAAGGAUUCUUGUGGUAUUCACAACCCCUUUAAAAUUUUCUACACUAGGCUUUCUUCGAAGUAUUUGUUACAUUGAAGAUUUUAACUAAAUUUUUCUAUUUCCCAAAUCAAUGAAUUCUUGGGGCCAAUGUUCAACUGACGAAGUUAGGAUUUCCAUAUUAAAUACUGGUGCUGUCAAGUAACCCCAAGAGAGUAUAUACUUCAUGCUCUCUUGGUAUUCCACAGUUCAGUCCAGGAAGAAUUACGUGGUAUAUUGUUAUGAUUACAGUUUUGGUACUAUUUUUAUGUACAAUUCAAAUACUAUUUUAGAUUUUAGAUAUAUUUAACGUUUUUUACUUCUCCUUUGUAAGUUUUCGCAUUACUACAAUAAAAACCACGUUGGCCCAAUUGGAAAUGUUUGGAAAAUAUGUGAUGAAAUUCAUAGGACCCAGGAAUGGUGAAUAUAAAGGAAUGAUAAGUCCAGUGUUUUGCAUGAUUUUAUGAUAGGAUCUCUUAUAUCAAAAAUGACAUGCUUUAUACCUUAAUACAAUAAUUUAUUGAAAAACAAAUUUAAACAUAUCUUUUAAAAGAUAUCUAAAUUUUUAAGGAUCGAUUUUAACCCUUUGAAAAAUAUUAACAACACCCCUGUCAAACAUAGGCUCAUUAACGAUAAUUAACCGUUUACUAAUAGAACAAGAAGAAAUAAAAUUAACUUAGAACAUCAUUGCGCAAGCUAAACACCUAGUUUUUCAGAAGCAAAUAAAAAAAUAAAUAAGGAAGAGCCGGGAAAAGAUAAUAUUUUAUGGAAUGUAACUGAGGCAUGAACUCAUUUACUGGGAUAUUGCGUUAUAUUUUCUGUUGGUUAAACCUUUUCAUAUCAAAAGGCAUAGGAAUAAAUAAAAAGAUAAGUAUGAUGUGCUCCAUUUACAACAGAAAAAAAAAAAAGAAAAUGUUAAUUUAGUAAACUUUGCUCUAUACCCAACGCUGCGACUGUAUUAUCGUGAACAGUCUACACAUAGGAUUCAUACAUGUUAGAAGUAGUCACUAUUGACCAGUGUUACUAUUUCAUUAUAAUUUACCAUUAAUAUUAUUAUUUUAUCUAUGUUCAUUAGUAUGUUAAAACAGUUAUCUUACCCUU